Molecule: messenger RNA, 3978 nt
Organism: Dermacentor silvarum
Lineage: Eukaryota; Metazoa; Arthropoda; Arachnida; Ixodida; Ixodidae
Molecular function (GO): zinc ion binding; protein binding
Source: RefSeq, a predicted model, not a curated record
UAAAUUCAGGUUGCCGUGGGCAACCGGGUUUUGGGUGGUGACUCGUCUGCGGGUGUUUAGUGAAUCCUUCUGCUGGCCUCCUUUUAUUUUGAGGCAGGCAAGAAGCAGCGGACUGUAGAUCAAUGUGCCUAGGACGCGUGUAGUCGCUACUGAUCGGGACGUGGGUGAACUGGGGCGCGUGCGAUUGUUCCAGUGCGCUCGAGGCAGCUGCCCUACCCGAUGGAGGUAGCAACAGCGGCUGUCUUCGUUCACUUCGUGGUGGCGGUGCUUCAUCGGAUGACAGCGAGCCCAUCCUAGCUACGGAAUGCGCAUCGACGCUGUCGGGUCAUUCGCGCUUUAGCAUUCGUACAACUCACUCCCUCUUAAGUUCUUCCCGAUUUCUUAAAUCGCCCGUCGUUUUUCUUCCGUCGUGGGCAGCGUUUAUGAUUUUGGGGAGUGCCGGUUCACAUCGAAAGAAGAGACCGAAGUUCAAGGUUGGAGGCGCCCCUGUGCCGCUCGCACCUUCGCUGCUGGUGCUACCGCCGUCACUUGGAAGACGACGACCAUGGCGAGCAGCGACGUGAUCGAGGUGUUCAUUGAGACGUUGCACGGCACCGCCUUUGAGCUGCUCGUCUCGCCUGCGGACACUGUGGUUUCGAUCAAGUCGAGGAUAUCAAGACUCGAAGGCAUCCCAGUGUCCCAGCAGCACCUGAUCUGGCAGUGCCAGGAGCUGCCAGACGACUCAUCCUUGCAUGAAUGUAACAUCACCGAUGGAGCCACCAUCAAGCUCGUGCUGGGUAUGCGAGGAGGGCCCAUCAACACCCGCAAAGCCUAUCUGGAGGAGCGCCCAACCCUGAAUGAUGUGGCCAAGUAUCUAGACACCAAAGGCGAGGAGAUGAGCCUGAAUGUUCCUCGACUGCGGGCAGUGCGCCUGGUGGUGAUGCGAGACGGGGACAAGGUGCAUUUGUACACUGUACUGGACAGCGCUCCUAGGUCGCCUACGGGGCUGCUCAGUGAGGACAACACGCCUCGGGAGCUGAGCGAUGAGGACAGCGCCUCUGAGAGCCGCCGGCACAGAGAGAACCAGGUCACCCGCCAGAAGCUGGAGCAGCUGCAGAGGAAGAUGCGUUACUGUCGUCUGCGCAAGGAGGGUCAGCCUGUGUUCAUUGACCUAGCUACAGAAGAAGGCACCAAGGCUAUCAGCGCUGCACCAAAAGCUCUCUUGCCACCACUCGAGCCGCCGAAGGCCCGGCCUCCAGCAAAGCGGGAUGAUGAUGCUGUGGAUCGGGCGCCCCCGCCGAUUGUGCCACGGAGCCCUCUGCCAUCGUCUAAUGUACGAGUUUUUGGAAAGAAAAAAGCUGAGAAGGCUUUGGGCAGCACGGUGCUUCCCCAGCUGCAGCUGCCGACCACAUCACCUGGCUGCAGCCGUAUUACUCCUCGCCACUGGAGGUCUCCGUCAUCUCUACAGAGGGAAAUGUGGCACCACUGCACCAUGAGGAUGCUGAGCCCAAGAAAGUACCUUUUGCCAUCAUAUUUCAGCAGCAGUGGCCAUGUGACCCACCAUCUACCAGCAGCUGUUGCCAGACCCGAAGCGACUGGGGCUCUGCCCAAACGCACUGAACGGACCGCUGGGGUCCUGCACAGCCGGGCUGGUAUUGGCUUCCAGGGACGCUGCCGCAAAGUUCUCUUGCUGGCCACUCUUGGCCCAAUGGGUCCAUCAUCAUCCCGUUGUGCCUCACUGCCCGAAGAAGGCACUGCCUGCACUGCUGAGCCUGGACGCUACUAUAAGGUUGGCACUGUUGAGGGUUUUCACUUGUACAAUUGCAGCAGCAGUGGCCAUGUGACCCACCAUCUACCAGCAGCUGUUGCCAGACCCGAAGCGACUGGGGCUCUGCCCAAACGCACUGAACGGACCGCUGGGGUCCUGCACAGCCGGGCUGGUAUUGGCUUCCAGGGACGCUGCCGCAAAGUUCUCUUGCUGGCCACUCUUGGCCCAAUGGGUCCAUCAUCAUCCCGUUGUGCCUCACUGCCCGAAGAAGGCACUGCCUGCACUGCUGAGCCUGGACGCUACUAUAAGACAUUGAAAGAGAGGCUUGGUGAUGAGGGAUGUGUGCUGCUGGUUGCAGGUGCUGCCCCAGUGGGUCAUCAGGAGCAGGGCUGCCUGCCCUGCUUGCCUCCUGACUGUGAACGGCAGCCUGGUCAAGACCUGGCUGCUGUGGCAUCAAUGCUGGAGCCACUCGAGCUGGACUGGGCUGACUGUGACAGGCCCCGGACCGCUCCAGCACGUUACGUGCGUGUGUCGGUGAUCCGGCGUGCCAAAACGACCCAUCCCAUUGUGUCCUCACCCUGCACUCCCGACAAAGGCCAUGCCUGCAAUGCAAAGGCUUCAUCGGCAGCUGGAAGUGCCAAGAUGGCUGGAGCAUCCCCUGCCUCUGCCCGUGAGGCCUCUGCCACUCGCCUCUGUCCCGUCAAGUCCAUUGCCACCUAUCUCGACCGGCCGAGCGGCAGCGGCCGCUGGCUCUCCUCUCCACCCUGCCUCCCUUCACCUCCACGUCGCGUGCGCUCCGCGCGAAACCUGCCAACACAGGCUGGAAGUGCUGAGGGUAUACGCUGGGCAUUGGGCGAUGGUGGACGCCGUGCCGCAGUGCCGUCGCCGACUCGGCUGCGUGUGGCCCCACUGCUGAAGCGUGUCGUGCAGCAGGAGCUGUGGAACCUAGAACAGGAGCUGAACAACAGUCUGUGCGCUGGGCACGUCUGGCAGCUGAUAACGGGGGACGAUCGGAAGUCACCACCACCAAAUAAUACCAUGCCCACAUCCAAUGGCCCUACAGGUGGAAGUCCCGAGAGGUCUUCUGGAUCUUCGACAAAUGCCUCUGGAUCUGCUGGUGUCACUGUGGCUGCAAUGCCUGCUGAAGGGAGCUCUUCGGCAGUUAGUGCAGCUGGGGCAACAAGCUCAAUGUCAGCUGAGACAUCUGCCAGCAUGACUGGGACCGCCAGUGGCAGCAAUGUGGCGCUGUCCGUGGAUGUGGGCACUAUGUCCUCUGCCGACCUGAGUUCUGGAAAUGGAAGCGAACUCCUGCCAAUCCAGCUGGAUGAUGACUCGAGCAGCACCUCAGAGUCCAAGACUGAUGACAUGCCGAUGGACCCGCUGCACCCAUCCCCUGGCAAGGCCAAGAAAGGCAAGCGAUGCUCUUGGUGCAACAAGAAGACUGGACUGGCAUCCACCUAUGUUUGCAGGUGCGGAAGCACAUUCUGUGCUGCUCACCGUUAUGCUGAGGCACAUGCAUGCUCUCAUGACUACAAGGCAGAGGGGCGCUACAUUCUGCAGCGUAACAACCCUGUGGUCAAGGCAGCCAAGUUGCCCAAGAUCUAGUUCCUCUGUGACCGAUGGGCAGGAAAUGGACAUCGACGACUACGCCUGCUCUGGAGGGGCGGGCUGUGUGCAACCCCUUUUCUUCCCCAGCCAUGGAAGCUUUUUUUUUUUUUCUCAUUGACGCAAGCAUGUAACUACUUUCGAUCCCUUAUGCAAGCCCAUGGUUUUCCUGGCUGGAAGAAUUAUUUGCUAGCAAAAGAACUGUUAGCGUACAACUUGCCACCAGACAGCUGCACACUUGCAGAUGACUUGUCGACAGAAGACCUCUCUGCCUCAGAAGAUGUAAUGAUUGGUGGACCGGUGAUGCAACCAUUAGGACUGAAGUGGGCAACCGUGACCAUGCAACUUUUCUUCUCAUUCUUCUUGUCUUUUUUGUGGCUUUGAAUUUUCAGCAAAGCAGUCCUUGCAGUGACACAAGGCACUUAGGGGCACCAUGUUGGUGCGUUUGUAUUGACUUGUUCUCUCUUCUUUUUUUCUUUUUUUAUUCUUCCAACCAAUUCGGACUGGGAUCUUCUGGUUGCCAAGACAGGCUGCUUCUCCGCAUCUGGCUUGAUACCUCGCAACUUUUUUUUUACUAGGACUAAUGUUUUUGAAAUUCUAUCUGAAUAAAUUGUAGUACGUCUGGA